AUGAACGAACAUCUACGAAAGAUAUCAAAUAAAGAGCUUCAUACACACUAUCUUGGCAAAGAUAUACAAAAUGAACUUAUUCAACUGUUAGGAAAUGCUAUUAAGAAAGAAAUCAUACAAACAGCAAAUGCAAUGAAAUAUUUUUCAAUAGUUCUCGAUGGUACUCCUGACUGUAGCCAUGUUGAGCAAAUGACAAUAAUUAUUCGUUUUGUUAAAGUUGAUUCAUUGAAAAAGGAGUUUAGUAUCAAAGAACAUUUUUUAGGCUUUGUACCUUUAAAGAAAACAACUGGAGCCUAUAUGGCAGAAACGAUAAUACAACAACUAGAAGAAAUGGAGUUACCUAUUGAUAAUUUACGUGGCCAAGGCUACGAUAAUGGCGCAAAUAUGAUAGGCAAAAACAAUGGUGUUCAAAAGAAAAUAUUAAACAUUAAUCCUCGAGCAUUGUUUGUUCCUUGCAGCGCGCAUACUCUUAAUUUGGUUGUCAAUGAUGCUGCAAAUUGUUGUCUAAUGGCUACAAGUUUUUUUGAUAUUGUCCAACGUGUGUAUGUAUAUUUUUCGUCUUCAACACAUUGGUGGGUAGUUUUCACUAGUCGUCAACCUACGUUAACUGUUAAACCUCUAAGUGAAACAAGAUGGGAAAGCAGAAUAGAUGCUAUAAAGCCUUUGCGAUAUGAACUUGGUAAAAUAUAUGAUGCACUGCUAGAAAUAGCUGAUGAUACUUCUCUAACUCGAUCCUCAGGAAGCACUGCACGCAGUGAUGCUAAAGCACUUGCGAAUAGUGUUGCAAAGUUUAAGUUCGUGGUUUCAAUUGUUGUAUGGUACAACAUACUUUUCGAAAUCAAUAUAACAAGUAAGCAGCUCCAAGCUAAAGAUUUGGAUAUUCAUGCUGCUGUACAACAGUUACAACACACACAAGUCUAUUUGGUUGACUGUAGGAGUGACAUAGGUUUUGCAAGAAUGCUAGUGGAUGCUGCUGAAAUUGCUAAGGAUUUGGAGAUACCACCAACCUUUGAGGCAGAACCACGAUUACGGCGGAGAAAAAAGCAAUUUGCAUAUGAAGCUGAAGAUGAGCCUGUGCAAGAUCCAAAACAAAAUUUCAAAGUGAAUUUUUUCUUUGCUAUACUUGACACAGCAAUAAGGUCGGUUGAAGAAAGGUUUGAACAAAUGAGAACAAUUGAAUCUGUAUUUGGUUUCUUAUAUCAUACUCAUGGUCUACAGAGUAAAACUUCACAAGAAAUAUUGGAAUGUUGCAUGAAAGUAGAAUCUGCUUUACAACAUGGUGAUAACAGAGAUUUAGUUGCAUCAGAUUUGUGUGGCGAACUACAGUCUAUUGCACGACGACUUUCUGAAGAAACAAAGUCUCCUCAAGAUGUUUUUCGAUUUAUUCUUUGCCAAAACUUGGAAGACAGUCUACCCAACCUUUGUAUUGCUCUUCGUAUUUUGCUGACAUUACCUGUUUCUGUCGCUAGUGGAGAGCGUAGUUUUUCCAAACUAAAAUUGAUAAAGACAUACAUUCGAUCAUCCAUGUGCCAAGACAGAUUGGUUGGGUUGGGAACUCUUUCCAUUGAGCACGAACUUGCAGACAAGCUGGACCUGAAGGACCUUGUGAUCGAUUUUGCCCAGAAAAAGGCACAAAAAGUACAGUUUUGA
This is a messenger RNA of Hydra vulgaris (swiftwater hydra), 1650 nucleotides long. Its product is annotated as zinc finger MYM-type protein 1-like. The record is from RefSeq and is a predicted model, not a curated record. Lineage: Eukaryota; Metazoa; Cnidaria; Hydrozoa; Anthoathecata; Hydridae. Gene Ontology annotation, molecular function: protein dimerization activity.